AUGUCGUUUGUUAGCACGCAGAGCUCAGAGCUCUUGGAGAGCGGGGGAAUCGUGGACGGUUUCCUGUCGCGAGAGGGCUCGGAUAGCCCGGGUAGUCUGGCAGACUUCAUUGUUGACGACGAUGUCACGGAGGACAGCGAAGGUGGUGUUGCGGUGGACGCGCAGCCCCAGACGCCGAGGAGGCGGGCAGCUUCAGAAGAUGAAGUGUUCGAUAGAGUGGAGCGGCAGCGGAGAGCGAAGCGCAAGUUGGAAGCACUGACCGGGACGGGCAGGAGUCGCACGAGGCAGGACCGAGUGGUCUCUUCCGGGUUUGUGCCCCGGAUGCUCUUUGUUGACCAACCAAGUGGGUUGGGGCAGGAUACUUCCAAGGCAACGGGAGUUCCUUUUUCUUGCUGUCACUGCAGAGCGGUGGAAGCCCGGGCGAGCCAAGUGGAGAGCGACGUGAUCAAAGCACAGGGGAUGCUAGACUCGAUACUGGACGGUAUCAACGGGCUGAAAAGCCUGGUUCAGCAUGGUUCCGUGUGGGCGGAUAGCUCAAUGUCCGAGUUGGACGGAUGUGGCCGGGGAGCCACGGUGAGUACGCAAGUGCGAGAGUCGGGUGAUGGGUGCGCCCGCCCUACCCAGGCAUGGGAGAUGUCGGAGACGGACUGUGGAGAGGAGGGGGAGAGUCCCUUUUCCAAGGUGAACCAGCGGUACUCUAGGUUACAGCGUAAGCGACGGAGGCAGUGCCUAGAUUCCUCAGAGGAUGAGGGAUUUUAG
This is a messenger RNA of Colletotrichum abscissum, 759 nucleotides long. RefSeq lists its product as uncharacterized. Bases 1 to 759 code for a protein of 252 amino acids. NCBI's taxonomy places the organism in Eukaryota, Fungi, Ascomycota, Sordariomycetes, Glomerellales, Glomerellaceae. The transcript is spliced from 2 exons. The record is from RefSeq and is a predicted model, not a curated record.